GCGCUGAAUUUUGGGAGCAAAGUAUCACUUAUUAGUUAGGGAAUUUCUUUUGCUUGCAAUAUUACACCGAAAUAUUCAUCUAACAAGAAUUUGCAUAUAUAAUGGGAGAUAGCAGUGGUUCUAAUAUGGGGGUAACAUUGACAUAUGCAUACGGGGCCUACUUGCCAUCAGACACACUGGCAACCUGGCCAGUUUGCUACUGGCUUUAUUGUUGUUAAAUUAUCAUAUAUGUGAAGAGUUGAUUGAUUGCUGUAGAGGGAUGUGUAGAAUAGCAAUUCCAUGCUGAGUCAAAAGGGUGAAAAAUUAUGGGGAGGAAGAUUUGUCGAAGGCUUGAAUCCUGUAAUGGAUAUUUUUAAUCGCUCAAUAACCUUUGAUAAACAACUAUGGGAUGUUGAUAUUAAGGGAAGCAUUGCAUAUGCAAAAGCUUUAGAAAAAUGUGGCUUGAUUACUUCUGAAGAAAGUGCUAAAUUAUUUCUAGGAUUAUCACAGAUUUCGGAAGAAUGGGCUUCUAAUUCUUUUAUAAUAAAAGAUGAUGAAGAUAUUCAUUCUGCAAAUGAACGCCGAUUAAAGGAAAUCAUUGGUAAUGAAAUUGGAGGCAAGCUUCAUGUUGGAAGAAGUCGUAAUGAUCAGGUUGCAACUGAUGUUCGUUUGUGGCUUAGAGAACAGUCUACUGUUUUGAAAUCAUUAUUGAUAUCUUUUACUAAAAUUUGUUGUGAGCGUGCUAAAAGUGAGAUAGAUAUAUUGAUGCCUGGCUACACGCAUCUUCAACGUGCCCAAGCUAUACGUUGGAGUCAUUGGCUUCUCAGUUAUGCUUGGUAUUGCCACAAUGAUGUAGAUAAGUUAGAUGAUAUAAUUUCAAGAAUGAAUAUUUGUCCUCUUGGAAGUGGUGCUUUGGCUGGAAACCCAUUUAACAUUGAUCGUGAUUUCUUGGCAAAAGAGCUUGGAUUUUCUGGUUGCACUCCAAAUAGUUUGCUUGCUGUUAGUGAUAGAGAUUUUAUUGCUGAAUUUUUAUUUUGGGGAGCAUUAGUUGCUACACAUUUUAGCAAGUGGGCUGAAGAUUUGCUUCUUUAUAGUACAAAAGAAUUUGGUUUUGUUACCAUUGCAGAUGCUUUUUGUACUGGUAGCAGCCUCAUGCCUCAGAAGAAAAAUGCUGACAGCUUAGAACUUAUAAGGGGUAAAUCUGGAAGACUGAUUGGAAAUUGCAUGGCAAUUCUGGUUGUACUCAAAGGUUUGCCAAGUACUUUUAACAAGGACUUGCAGGAAGACAAGGAACCUUUGUUUGACAGUUAUAAAACUUUAAUUGAAUUAAUACAAGUAGCGUGUGGCACUCUGGAAACAUUAAAGAUCCAUAAAGAAGUAUGCUUUACUGCAUUAUCACCAGACAUGUUUGCUACUGAUGUAGCUUAUUAUUUAGUUCGAAAAGGUGUUGCCUUUAGGGAUGCUCAUAAAAUUGCUGGUGAAGUUGUAGCUUUAGCAGAGAAAGAAAAAUGCACAAUUACUGAACUCUCCUUGUCGCAACUGAAGACACUGAGUGAGCAUUUUGGGGAAGAUAUAUCAUCCUUAUGGAAUUAUGAAGCCAGUGUUCAACAAUACCAAGCUUUUGGAGGUACAGCUAGAGAAAAUGUUGCUAUACAAGUUCAACAAUUGGAACAAUGGAUAUCUGAUUCUGAAACACUGACGACUCAAGUUUGAAUAUUGCCUUUCUCUGUAUGAAGAAAGUUUUUAAUUGCCUUAUGCUAUAGAUUUUAUUAAAAAAUUUUGUACUUUUGUUUUAAAAAAUAAAUUGUUUGCAUUAAAUUA
Molecule: messenger RNA, 1800 nt
Organism: Argiope bruennichi
Lineage: Eukaryota; Metazoa; Arthropoda; Arachnida; Araneae; Araneidae
Gene: Argl
Product: argininosuccinate lyase-like
Exons: 18
Coding region: 280-1692 (470 amino acids)
Cellular component (GO): cytosol
Molecular function (GO): argininosuccinate lyase activity
Source: RefSeq, a predicted model, not a curated record